UGAGUAUUUAAGUGUAUUAGCUAGUUUUAAACACUUCUCUUGUUCGUUUCCUCUUCUAUUUAAUAAGCAAUGAAUUGGAUUCCUGCAAAUAUCUACAUAUUUUCUUGUACCUAAGCUGAAGCAACCCAACCACCAGUUGGAAGAGAGACUCUUUGUGAUCAGAGUACGAAAAGCCUUUGACAUCACAUAAAAUUCUCCUUCUCAGUCCGCAGGUUUUAAGGUAUUUUUUUUUCUCGGACCAAACUCAACUUACUAUAUAUCCUGCCAAAUUUUAUCCAACAGAAGAUGAGUCGAAGAAGUCCAAAACUUGAGUUGAAACUGAAUCUCUCGCCGUCUACGUCUAGCCGGAGGAGGAUGGUUCGUUCACCAAGCCGCUCUGCGACCACUUCACCAAUCUCACCCCAAAGCUCGUGCGUCUCUUCGGAGAUGAACCAGGACGAGUCGUCUGUGAGAUACUCGACAAGUCCAGAGACAACCUCGAUGGUUCUUGUCGGCUGUCCUCGUUGUCUCAUGUACGUUAUGCUCUCACAAGACGACCCUAAAUGCCCUAAAUGCAAAAGCACCGUUCUUCUUGAUUUCAACCAUGAAAACUCCUCAAACGUCAACGCAAACGCUCCAGCCGCUCCUUCCUCUGGUCGCAAGACUCGGAGAAACUGAAAAGACAAGUAAUACCCAACCAAAAGAAACCCUGUUUUUUUUUUCCUUUUUGUUUUCUUGCCAAUGUAGCUGUUGCUUAUGAGAGUAGUGCUAAUCAUGCUCCACUUUUAAAACCCUAAGAAGAAGGUAGAAGAUGAAACUAGGGUUUUUCAACUCACAAAAAAUUCAAAUUGAAAGGUGGAGCGCGAAUAGCACUAACGUUUCUUGUUUCUUGUUUCUUAUAUUUAUAUGUAUGUGAAAACAUGUCUCCCUAUUCUACUCCUAAGUUGUUAUAAAUCAUCCUAUCCAUCAAAUU
Raphanus sativus (radish) is the source of this 952-nucleotide messenger RNA. RefSeq names its product protein GL2-INTERACTING REPRESSOR 1. Lineage: Eukaryota; Viridiplantae; Streptophyta; Magnoliopsida; Brassicales; Brassicaceae. The record is from RefSeq and is a predicted model, not a curated record. The transcript has 2 exons. Bases 286 to 657 code for a protein of 123 amino acids.